GACGGGACGCUUCUUCAAGAACAACAACGCGGCAACUCUUUCAACCACGUCGGUAGCUUGCUAGCCAAUAUAAAAGUGAAAGAUUGACGCUUUAGACCAUCUUAAUGUACAUUAUCUAAUCUCAGUGUUUUAAACACAGUUCUGUUGACGUAUUAACUGGUUAACUGUAACCGAAUUUGCAAACUUGUUAAAGAUUGAUGCUGAGCCUAGCACUAGGCUAGUCGCUAAUGCUAACUAGCUAGCUAACAUCCCUGACCAUGAGUUCAUUAAACUACUCCCCUGCUAUAGAAGAGGAGGACUGCUGUUUGGAGAAAGAAGUUCUGGCGCUGAACAUUGAAGAAGAGGAUGAGGUUACAGUGAAAGAAGAGAAAGAAGCUUUUAGAAUGAAAAAGGAGGAAGAUGAGACUGUUAUAGUGAAGGAAGAAGAUGCUGUUAUAGUGAAAGAACAUUUCAGAAUGAAAAAGGAGGAAGAGGAGACUGUUAUAAUGAAGGAAGAAGAUGCUGUUAUAGUGAAAGAACAUUUCAGAAUGAAAAAGGAGGAAGAGGAGACUGUUAUAAUGAAGGAAGAAGAUGCUGUUAUAGUGAAAGAACAUUUCAGAAUGAAAAAGGAGGAAGAGGAGACUGUUAUAGUGAAGGAAGAAGAUGUUGUUAUAGUGAAAGAACAUUUCAGAAUGAAAAAGGAGGAAGAGGCUGUUAUAGUGAAGGAAGAAGAUGCUGUUAUAGUGAAAGAACAUUUCAGAAUGAAAAAGGAGGAAGAGGCUGUUAUAGUGAAGGAAGAAGAUGCUGUUAUAGUGAAAGAACAUUUCAGAAUGAAAAAGGAGGAAGAGGCUGUUAUAGUGAAGGAAGAAGAUGCUGUUAUAGUGAAAGAACAUUUCAGAAUGAAAAAGGAGGAAGAGGAGGCUGUUAUAAUGAAGGAAGAAGAUGCUGUUAUAGUGAAAGAACAUUUCAGAAUGAAAAAGGAGGAAGAGGCUGUUAUAGUGAAGGAAGAAGAUGCUGUUAUAGUGAAAGAACAUUUCAGAAUGAAAAAGGAGGAAGAGGAGGCUGUUAUAGUGAUAGAAGAGAAAGAACCGUUUAGAGAGGAAGAGGAUGCUAUCUCAAUAAAGGUGAAGGGGGAAGACGUUUUGGGAGUGAAAGAAGAGACAGAAUAUCAGAUUAACACCAGAGCGAGACAUGACUAUUGUGGAUCCUCUGGGGAGCCUCAACAACAUCCUGAUGCUGACGAGGCAGAGAAGAGUCUCUCCAGAUCAGAACACCAGAUGGACAACGCUAGCCCUUCCUCCCUCCCGGAGUCCCUGUAUCGUGCCUCUCCUGGUAGCACCUUACUGCUGGGUAUGAAGAGGUUGUCUGUGCUGCUGGUGGACUGCAGGAAAACAACAGGGCUGAGUGGAACUGUGAGAGGAGGAGAAGAGAAGAAAGGAUCAGAUUUGACACAUCAAAGAGAAAGGCCAGACUCGGAGGAACCAGAGCCAGGGACGUCCAAACUAGCAAGACGACACCACUGCUCCCACUGUGGAAAGUGUUUCAACAAGUCGGAGAAGCUGAAACGGCAUGAGAGAAUACACACAGGAGAGAAGCCUUACCACUGCUCCCAGUGUGGAAAGAGUUUCAACCGGAAAGAAAACCUGAAAGCUCAUGCGAGAAUACACACAGGAGAGAAGCCUUACCGCUGCUCCCAAUGUGGAAAGUGUUUCAACCAGUCGGGGGAGCUGAAACUACAUGAGAGAAUACACACAGGAGAGAAGCCUUUCCACUGCUCCCAGUGUGGAAAGAGUUUCUACCGGAAAGAAAACCUGAAAGUUCAUGAGAGAAUACACACAGGAGAGAAGCCUUACCACUGCUUCCAAUGUGGAAAGUGUUUUGUCCGUUCGUGGGAGCUGAAACUGCACGAGAGAAUACACACUGGAGAGAAGCCUUACCACUGCUCCCAAUGUGCAAAGUGUUUCAUCCAGUCAGGGGAGCUGAAACGACAUGAGAGAAUACACACAGGACAGAAGCCUUACCACUCCUCCCAGGUUGCAAACCAUUUGCCCAUUUAGGAAGCCUGAAAGAACACAUUAGACUGCACACAAAGGAGAAGGCUUAGAAAAGCUCAGACUGGGAAAACAUAUUACUCAUAAGUCACUUAAACGUCAUUAGAGAAUCCACACAGGAGAGAGAAAUUACUUCUCUUAGCGUGUAUGUUGAUAUUUCACAUCACAUUGACUUAAAAUUCAUCAGAGAACAUACACAGUGCUCCCGUUGUCUUAUAUUGUUGACUGACAAUGUGUUUACCUGUCUUUACCAUAUGAAAUUAAAUGGUACAGGGUAUACUCAAACAUAUAUUUGUUUGUUUUUAUUAGAAAACAUUAAUUGAAUAUGGAGUAUGUCAGUUUGAAUAUAAAGAAGAUCAGGUUCCUUCUUUUAAAUUGUCCUUUUUUAAAACUCUGUGUGUUUAUCUGGGUGUGUCAUUCCUCCAGCACUACAGAUAAUCAAGUGAUAUUUGGAUGUGAUGCAUUUGUUGCAUUGUUGUCCACUGAUGAUUUAAUGAAAUGAAAAUGUUCAGACUCUGUAAUGGAAAAUGUUAAUUGUUUGUGUGUCCACAUAACUGUGCGCUGUGUAACUCUGUUAUUCUCUAUGAGCUCAGAAAUAAAGAAUCUUGGUUUGA
Oncorhynchus masou masou (cherry salmon) is the source of this 2644-nucleotide messenger RNA. RefSeq names its product zinc finger and SCAN domain-containing protein 31-like. Gene Ontology annotation, molecular function: DNA-binding transcription repressor activity, RNA polymerase II-specific; RNA polymerase II cis-regulatory region sequence-specific DNA binding. The record is from RefSeq and is a predicted model, not a curated record. The transcript is spliced from 4 exons. Gene Ontology annotation, cellular component: nucleoplasm. Bases 258 to 2036 code for a protein of 592 amino acids. Gene Ontology annotation, biological process: regulation of transcription by RNA polymerase II. NCBI's taxonomy places the organism in Eukaryota, Metazoa, Chordata, Actinopteri, Salmoniformes, Salmonidae.